AUGGGUAAACGGGAUUUUAUCAGCGGAGAUGGCGCUGCUGCUUUUCGCAAGCGCCAGAAGAUCACCCACGAGACGCCCACAAGCGAAGAAGUUACCUCGAGCGACCAAUUGCGCAAUCUCCUCUCGUUCGACCAGGAUUUGCGCAAUGCCAGACACGGCCUCCAAUCUUUUAAGAAUCUCCUUGAUCAGCUAGUUCACGAAGAAGGCGACCGAAAAGUAAACCUCGAAAUCCUCCAUCAGUACCUGGAAGCCGUCAAGCCUAGAGACAUCUCCGAAGAUGCGGUCUUCCUCAACGACAUUAUGGAAAUGUGGUCCUUCGCUGUGCAAGUCAACAACGAUGGUGUCAUGUCAUCUGUUGCUGUUGUCUUAGCCUUGCUGCUCCAAGUCCUGUCGGGCUCCUUGCAGCUUGUUCGACACGGUCUCGGCAUCUGCCAGACCCUUCUACAAGAGCGACAACUCAAGUCAUUGUCGAAGAAUCUUUCUUCUGAGAAGAGCAAGGGCUUCAUCAUCUCACCCACCUUGCGUCUACUUCGAGAGGCCACAUGCUUGGAUGGAGGUGCCUACGCGAAGCGCAUCUUCCGCGCCCGAAACUCUACAUUGACGUCGCUUGGACGAAAUCUCGAAAUCGGACAUAUUGGCGAUACUCCGGAGGAUGUACACAAGGCUUCUGUCAGGACAAAUGCCGUCCGGUUCUUCUUAAGCCUCCUCAAGUUCCUGGGUUCUGACGGAAAAAAGGAGCUGAUAACUCAGAAAGAGCUCUUGUCUCAUCUGACUUAUAUGAUCAAAACCGAUCCCCCAUAUCUCAUCACAGACAUCAUGGAUUCCCUAAAGUCGCAUGUCCUCAAGGACGAGAAGAUUCCUCGAGAAAUUAAAUUCCGAAGCUUCAACACUAAGUCACUGAUGCGCUUCCUGGCUCUGUACACAUACUCCGCCGAUGGUGAUGAUGUGGAUGAGAAGUUGACCGUGAGCUACAAGGCUCAUCAACUUCUUCUUUAUAUCUGCACGACCUCGACUGCUGGUGUGCUAUACCCUUCUACUGGUCUCUAUCCAAAAGAAUCAGAAGACGACUCAACGCCAACUGGACGGACGCAGGCUAACACGCUCCUCACUGACAAGUACAAGGAAGAGAUUCCUGUGUACAACUUCGUCCUUGCCGAGUUUGCCCAAAAGCUGCGUCCUUGGUCCAGUCUGAAGCACAACGAGCUUCUGAUUGCUAUCUUUACAGCCGCCCCUGAACUCACAGCCAAGUACUUCCUCAACAACCGAUCUUUCACCUUCGAACCAAAAUUGUCCAUGACCUGGAUUGGAUAUGCCGCGUUCCUUUUCAACACCAUGCAAAUCCCUCUUCCUCCUCGCUUUGGGGAUCGUUCACGGUCCGCCAAGGCUCCCCCUCCCACAUCCAUUCUGCUCGACAAUAUCAUCCCUCUCCCAAUUAACCAGAAGGUCAUUAUCCGGUGUCUCUCUUCAAAGUCCAAUCUUACAUCCUUCUUUGCAACUCGCAUCCUCAUCGUGGCAGUUGAAAAGCUGGCUGAAGCCCUCAAGAUGCACGAAGAGGUGUCCAAGGGCAAAGAUCCCAUCUGGGCAGAAGCUAGCCGUCGCUUGAUUGAUGCCUUCUGCCAGCGUAUCCCUGACAUGAAAGAAAUUGUUCGUUCUUACAAAGGAAUUCCAGUCGAAAAUAUCCUUCAUAAGACUAUGGCCAGUCGCUUGUUGCGCCUUUAUUAUGAAGUCAUUCCCCAAGUUGCUCUUGCUGCCAACUUUGACGUCUCGCCUUUUUUCACGGAAGUUCUUAAGUCGCUCAACAAGGACAGUGAGCAGCACGAAGACGAGUCUUUGAGAGUCAUGGAGCUUGAGAACCUUGUAUCAAUUGCCAGCUAUUCCCCAGGCAUGCGAUGGUUCUCAAGAAUAGACAACCUUAUCGACGGAGCUGGGUCGUCGCCCUACACUGCCCUCUUACGGCUGCUUUGUGAUAAGAAGCGAGAUCUUCCAUUCCAGCAGCUGAAGAAGGUUUUGGGCGAGGUUGCUGUUGAGAACCAGCUAGUCACAAAAGCAACCAUCAUGGCCCCUAUGUAUGAGGCGAUUCAGUCAACAUUGGCUGAUGUGCAGGAGAAGCAUAUGGAGAAGGUCUGGUUAUUCGUGGACAACUGCAUCAACCGAUGUGCCUCUUCGCCGAUCAAGUACCUCGACUUGCUAGAGACAUAUGUACAGGAAGACAGUUCAUCAUCUUCUAGUACAGAGACUGCUCUGGUCAAUGUAACAAUGGUGGAACAGUUACCGUUUGCUAUGAAGUCUGCCAGCAGCGAUGAGCAAGCUGCUCUUGGCAAGUUUCUCUCUUCCUACUUCUCAGCUUCAUACCAACUGAGGAAUGGGAAACAACUCACCAAAGCCUUGUACAAACGCAUCUCAGACCAGUUCUCUUCGAGUAAGGUUAAGAUGAAGAAGCUCAAGGAGGAAAAGACGAGCGACGCAGAUGCUGAUGAAGAUAUGCCUGACGUCGACACGGUUAACACCAAUGGUGCAAAGGAUGGGUCGGCCAUCGACUCCACAAAGCUUGAGGCCAUGCUGCAUGUGACGCUCGCUGAGGAUGAGGAUACCACGACAUUGACCAAAUGGGCUGGUAAAAACCCUGAGGACCUUAUUGAGGAUGGUUGGGCCGUCGGGUUAAUCCGUCUCCUUUCUUCUUCCCAUACCAACAUCCGCAAGGAGGCUCUUACCAGCAUCCUCAAGAUGGCUGCUAAGCUAAAGGAAUCAUCAUACGAAGAAAAGGACCAAGUUUGGCUCCUCUUCUGCGAGCUCGCUGAGUCUUCACGAGAUCAAGUUGACAAGGGCCCUGUUCCUUCUGCUUUCACUGCAUUUGCUAUCCACUCACUGGAGGUCCUCAAGAACCCGCUGCACCCGCUCUACCCCAAAAUCAACAGUUACCUUACUCGCAGCCCUGUCUGGUCUUCUGACAAGCUUCCUCUUGCCCACGAUAUCCUCCACGGCGAGCCCUCGGAAGAUGACAAGUACUACACCGAAAUUACAUGGCUCCUUACCUACCUCCUUGACAGCCUACGCACACCCUCUGACAUGAGCAUCUUCCACCGCAAGCGCUGGUUCGAGAAGAUUCUCGCGCUCGGUGCCAACCCUUAUCUGCGUGUCAACUUACGUACCCGUCUUCUGCGUCUACUAUACCGAGCGACCUAUAUCGAAGGUGGUAGCACCACACUGAUUACUCGUUUCGGCAUCCUAAGCUGGCUGGAUACGCAGCGCGCUGCUUUUGAGGGAGGUGAAGAAGCGGAUGUUAUGAUUGCGCUGAUGAAGAGGGUGUGGGACACAUGUGAUCAAGAGAAGGUCAAGGUUUGGAGUAAGGGGGGAGUUGAAAAGCUACUUGCUGCGCAUGUUUUGUAA
This is a messenger RNA of Fusarium sp. VM40, 3387 nucleotides long. The record is from the annotation of a GenBank genome assembly. NCBI's taxonomy places the organism in Eukaryota, Fungi, Ascomycota, Sordariomycetes, Hypocreales, Nectriaceae.